This is a messenger RNA of Megalops cyprinoides (Indo-Pacific tarpon), 2472 nucleotides long. RefSeq names its product E3 ubiquitin-protein ligase TRIM39. Bases 23 to 2161 code for a protein of 712 amino acids. NCBI's taxonomy places the organism in Eukaryota, Metazoa, Chordata, Actinopteri, Elopiformes, Megalopidae. The record is from RefSeq and is a predicted model, not a curated record. The transcript has 21 exons. Gene Ontology annotation, molecular function: protein binding.
UUGGGUCAGGUGUGCAGCUGCGAUGGGCAGAAUCUCCCAGCCUCUCCUGGUUUUCCUGCUGUGCAGCGCGUUUCAGAGCGCGCGGGGCAGACACCUCUUUUCUGACAGCAAAGAGACUCCCUCAGCUUUCACCCGAGGAAAGCGAGCGGAUUCUACGGUAGAAGUACCAGGCGGAUACAACGUGACGGUGCUUCUAGUCCCCGGGUCACACACAGUGCACGUGCCGCUGCGCACUGAGACGGUAAUUAAGGAACGCUGUCUCGUCCAGGACCUGGAGGAGAAAGAGAAAGAGCUGGAGGAGGUGUAUGCAACAAACGCCGAUCUGGCUCGGCAGAUUGCCGCUCUGCAGAAGAAGCUGAAGGAGGUGGAGAGCAGCCGGGACGGCGCGGUGAAGGCGCAGAUCACAGAGCUGCAGGGCCAGCUUCAGGACAAGAUCAACAAGCUGGAGGUGCAGACUCAGGACAACUCCAAACUGGUCCUCCAGAUCACUGCCCUGCAGGGUGAGCUCAGGGGGCUGAAGACUGAAGUGGCCCAGGCGACAGAGGCAGAAACCACAGACCUGAAGCGGCAGCUGGAGGAGAAGGAGAAACAGCUGAAGAUGAGGAACAAACAGCUGGAGGAUAAGAACGCGUACAACGCUAAACUGAUUUUAAAGAUUAAUGAACUGGAGAAUGAGAUAUGGAGCCUUCAGCAGAACCAGUCGGACCCAGCCCAAGUCGCAGAGCUGCAGAAGGAGCUCCAGGACACAAUCAACAAACUGCAGGAACAGAACAAUGACAACUCCAAGCUGGUUCUGCAGAUAAUCGCCCUGCAGAGUCAGGUCCGAGAGCUGCAGAAGAAGGCUGCAGACCCAGUCACCAAGGGGCAGAUCGUUGAACUGCAGAGGCAACUGGAAGAAAAGACCAAUAAACUGGAGGAAAAGGACAAAGACAACUCUAAGCUGAUCCUGCAGAUCAUCAACCUGCAGAAUGAGGUGAAGGAGCAACAGAGGAGGAACGCAGAUAUGGUUGCUAAGGAGCAGAUCGCAGAGCUACAGAGGCAGCUGAGAGACAAGGAUGAGGAGUGCUCCAGCCUGCAGCAGAGAUAUGACGCGCUGCACGACCAACUGACCAGCAAGUUCGCAGAGGUCUCCAAACUACAAGGAGAACUAGCAGACAGAGAUGCAGAGAACUCCAGACUGGAAGCGCUACGGGAGCAAUUGGUGGCCAAGACAAAGAACUGCUCGAGACUGCAGUCCCAAUACGACGAGCUUCAGAAACUGCAGGGUAAAUGUGAAGAAACGGAAGAGCUGCAGAAGCAACUUAGUGCCUGGGAGGGAAAGAUCAGCAGACUCGAGAGGCAGCUGAAGGAUAAAGACUCUGAUAUCUCAACACUGGAGAGAGGACUGAGAGACAAGGAAUCCGAGAACUCCAGGCUGGAGAGAGAACUGCGGGACAAGGAAUCCGAGAACUCCAGGCUGGAGAGAGAACUGAGGGACAAGGAAUCCGAGAACUCCAGGCUGGAGAGAGAACUGAGGGACAAGGAGGACGACUACUCCAGGUUGCAAAGGAGAUACAACGAGCUGCAGGGGAAAAAGGAGGAGGAGGAGGACACCAAGAUCAGAGCAGCUGUUGUGACUAUGGACGGUAACACAGCACACCCCAAGCUGUCGCUGUCUCGGGAUGGGAGGGAGGUCGCAGUGGUGAACACGCGCAACGUCCCAGACAACCCCGAGAGGUUCGACACGUCCCUGGCCAUCAUGGCGAAGGAUGGCUUCGCCUCAGGGAGACACUACUGGGAAGUGAAAGUGGAGGGGAAGGCUUGCUACAGCAUAGGAGUGGCUGCAGGGUCAGCAGGCAGGAAAGGAAGAAUUGUGCCGAAGCCCAGCAAGGGAUUCUGGACCAUAAUAUUGACCAGAAACGGCGACUUCAGAGCACUGGCUGGUAGCCCAGUCACCAUCCCUAUGAGGGAAAAGCCCAAUAAGAUAGGUGUGUAUCUGGACUACAAAGGGGGUGAAGUUGCUUUCUACAACCCAGAGAACAGGUCUCAUAUGUACUCCUUCACCGGGCAAGUCUUCCAAGAGAAGAUGUACCCCUUCAUUAUGACCUGUGAGGACAGCGAUGUAAACGAAGCCCCCCUUGUCCUCACACAUGUUGGCACCUCACUAUCAUGGCUUGGGUGAAGAGCAGGCUUUUAUUUAAAACCUCUAAAAAGAGGUUCCGGUUAUAUCGGUUAAACAAAAAAUCAAAAUAAUAUACACAUUUUUGUCUAAAGCACAUGUAUUAAGACUUUCUUCCCUCUUAUUGGGCAGUACUUCAAAGCUUGAUUUGAUUUUAGUCAAGAAUCAACAUUCAUUUCAUGUAAACAAUCUUAGUUUCCUGAACUUCUAGGACUGAUGAAUCAACCAUACCUUCAACUGUGCUGGAAAUGAGUUAGAAAAUGUUACCACUGCAGAUUCUGGCAGCAAAAGAUGUGUUUGCAAUCAAUAAAGGG